CAGCCCCACUCUGCUCAGGGCUGUGCACAGAGCCAGGGAUUAUUCUUUUAAUCAGAGCCUGUAUGGGAAUUGCUCACACGCAGAUUGUGGGAGCAGGGCAGGGGCAGCCCCAGGCACCGGCUCGCAAGCGAUCUCAAUAUCUCAGCAGAGCAGGGAUUAACAGGAGUUGGGGUGCGCGUGUGAGUGCACCCACCCCAUUCCUUGUCUCCCUUCCAGUCCUUCAACCCUGGGUUGAUGUUUUUGCUCUCACAUCUCCCCCAUGCCCACUUUCUGCACCUCUCACCCCACCACGGAAAGCGGCUUUGGAUGCCCACCGUGCCCCUGCAUCAAGGCCCAGGCAAUGGGUUAUUUCCACCGAGUCCAGGUCCACAGCACCCUCGGGUGCAGCACAGGAAGGUCUUCCCACCCCAGUGGUGUUGGCUUCCCCUCCUAAUGCCAUAAUCCAGCCCUUAUCCCGGGUCCCGCUGACCUUGCAGGCGCCGGACCCAGUGCUGGGCACAAUAUCCACCCACCCAUGGCUGCCUUCUUCACGGCCGCCCUGAGGAACCUGCGGGGGGGUGAGGAGGAGCCCAAGGCACCCCCCAAGGACGGCAAGGCGGCUGCCCUGCCCCACGGCAUGUCCCGCGAGGAGUUCGAGGAGUACCAGCGGCAGCUGCUGGAGGAGAAGAUCGAGCGGGACAAAACCUUUGCGCACAAGAAGGCAGAACGGGCAACUGUGCGCAUGCACCUGCGGGACAAGUAUCACCUGGCCCAGGAUGAGCGGGACGAUGCCCAGCUGCACGUGGCGGGCGGCGCGGUGGAGCUGCCGCCGGAGCUGGCUGCCAUGGUGCGAGGUGAGGAGGAGGAGGAGGAGGAAGAGGAGGGCGCCUUCGCCUUCCUGACCAAGCUGCAGGACGUGGAUCUGGCGGCGCUGCGGGGCCGGGCGCUGGGCACUGUGGAUGAAGUGAAGGAGAAGUGCUCCCUGAUGUAGUGCUGGGCAGGAGCGGGUGGGCUGUGGGUGUUGUGGGUGCAACACGCCAGGCUGGGGCCCUAUGCCUGUGCUGGAGGUCAGCUGUCCUUGCCUAAACCGUUCCCUGGGUUUCUGGGGGCUCUGGGCAGAGACGCUGGGGUCCUUUCCACCGAAUCCCAUCCCACGGCGUCCCCUGGUGCCACCCCAAGUCCAGCCAGGCAGCAGUCCCACACCCCCAGCGCCACCCCUGGAAUCUCCUGAGCUGUUCGGAUCAAUAAAAGCGUCAUUUUGUGGGA
Molecule: messenger RNA, 1245 nt
Organism: Tympanuchus pallidicinctus (lesser prairie-chicken)
Lineage: Eukaryota; Metazoa; Chordata; Aves; Galliformes; Phasianidae
Product: complexin-3-like
Exons: 3
Coding region: 515-970 (151 amino acids)
Biological process (GO): neurotransmitter transport; regulation of neurotransmitter secretion; synaptic vesicle exocytosis
Cellular component (GO): terminal bouton; SNARE complex
Molecular function (GO): syntaxin binding
Source: RefSeq, a predicted model, not a curated record